CGCGUCAGUUGGACGUUUGGCGCGAGAGUGGGCACACGCUCGCUGUAAACAGAUAAAUAAUACCACGCGGUCAAACCCACGUGGCUGGUAAUUGAGACAUGUCGCGUGCGCAUUCAGCCUAAUGAACAUUCGUUAAUUGGCUUAAAAACUUUUUGGUGUUCUAUUACAUGAGCGUCUACGGAUAAAAACUUUUUUUAAAUACUUUUUGUUUUGUAUUUUAUUUUUCUUUGGUUUUCACGUUUGAAACAGGAUUUCUAAAAUGGACUGCCUAAUAAAAUAUUUUUUAAUUACUUGUUUUGAGCAAUGGUGUGAAAAUUUGUUUUUGUUUUAUGAAUAACGUCAGUGACAGUUGACUAAAUAUUUAAAGUAUCGUCACGUAACGGUUAAUUUUUAAACAUGGAUACAGCUAUAACUCUGGUUUUCGGCUUCCUAGCGUUACCCGGCCCUUCCUGUACGAACUCCGAUAAUCUAGCUUUAUUGGCUGGCACUCUCAAGACCACUCAGCGAGCUGCAUGUGAUGACGAAAUGGUGUCCCUAUCCUGCCCUCCUGGUACUUCUAUCAAUAUUCAAGUCGCUCAGUACGGUAAAGCGGCGCCUGGAGGGCACGGAUGCGUUGCUUUCGACUCAAAAGUCGACGAUUUAGCUGAAGAGGAAAAGUGUUUAUGGCCUAAUACUAUGCAGUAUUCGCUGCUGCAAACCGUGGUCGAGGCAUGUCAAAAGAAGCCGCAAUGCAAGUUCAGCACGAAGUCGAAACCUGAAUUGGUAGACCCCUGUCCGCGUGCGAGGAAAUUUGUGGAAGUUGCGUACAAGUGUAGACCUUCUGAGUUCCGCAGCCGCACAGGAUGUGAAGAUGAAGUGGUCAAGUUAAGCUGUAACGCGCACUCCAGAGUUGCGAUAUUCAACGCAGAGUUCGGAAGAGCUCCCUACGAAACGAUGAACUGUCCACAGUACACAGAUUAUAUCGCUGAGAAAUGCUUUGCUCCAUACGCCGUGAAAACAGUUAUGCAGAUCUGUCACGGUAAACGAUGGUGCCAAAUCGUGGCAAACAACAGAACGUUCGGAUCUCCUUGCAAGCCAAAUCCGAGGAAUUACCUCAAAAUUGUUUAUGCUUGCGUUCCUCUCGGAGUUCUUACAGAGAAGUAUGAAAGUCCUAUCGAAGAGGAUGAAGUAGUGAACAAUUAUAACGCGAGUCGAAAUGCUGGACUCUUUGAUGAAUCAGAUAUUGGUGAAAAUUGGAGGGAGCCAAAUAUUCCAAUUUCCAAUCCAGCUGUGCAGUCACCGAUUGAUGUCAAUGUUCCGUCUUCGAGGAAUACCGAAGAUACUUCGAUACGUAUAUUAGUAUCAAAUAUGGAUAACGAAAAAGAAUCGUCGCUUGUAAAGGAGUCUUCACAUUAUUCAUCAAAUACAAAAUUCCUUAUUUACAUAAGUAUUGGGAUUUUAAUAAUAAUUAUUUUAGUUGCAUUGCUGUUUGGCAUUCGGUAUUACAAAAACAGAGAAAGAUCUAGAAAUUCUAAAAACGGCGACAUGUUCACAACAGAAGCUCCGAACGUUUUCAAUGACGCAGCGUCGGAUAUAGACGAUGUUGACGUGAGCCACAUUUCUGGAACGUUCUACGAUCCGUUGCACCCAGACAUGAUUCUUUAUAGAGAUGGUCAAACCAAAACAGCAUUGAGAGCAAUGAAACCUCUCUCAACUGUAUAUCCUUGUGCGGGCGCCAGUAUGUAUGGUAAUGUGGAUUAUGCGCCAUCUAAUUCACGUGAAACAAGGUUUAUGACGAAAGAGAUGGAUUCCGAUAUCAAGUUGAAUCCAAACUUUGGUUGGAUAUACUAGUCCUCACUUCGAAUGGAAUUAUUAAAUUGGACACUCAAGGACAUUAUGAUUUAUUUCUAUAUCUAAGUGAUGAUUAUAAAAAUGCUUAUAAAGCAAAAUUAUUUAUAGGGAUAAUGUUUGAUUGAACGACAUUUUAAAGUGUAUUUAUCGCACUAUGUAGAAUAUAAGUUAGAACGCAGUGCUAUGAUAAGUACGAAUUAUGAUAAGACUGUACCUACAGUAUGGUCGCUGUUAUCACACAUAUUAACGCUAUAUUUAUAUUUCAAUUGUUUUGUCCAACGUAUAUUAUAU
This is a messenger RNA of Vanessa tameamea, 2121 nucleotides long. RefSeq lists its product as uncharacterized. Lineage: Eukaryota; Metazoa; Arthropoda; Insecta; Lepidoptera; Nymphalidae. The record is from RefSeq and is a predicted model, not a curated record. Gene Ontology annotation, molecular function: carbohydrate binding. The coding region runs from base 397 to 1830 and encodes 477 amino acids. The transcript has 8 exons.